Messenger RNA from Entrophospora sp. SA101, 465 nucleotides. The record is from the annotation of a GenBank genome assembly. Lineage: Eukaryota; Fungi; Glomeromycota; Glomeromycetes; Entrophosporales; Entrophosporaceae.
AUGGCAUUCUUAUUUAAACAUAAAGAACUUGAAAUAUCAAUUUGUUUAAAUGGCACAAAAGAUGAAAUUGUUAUACCAGCGGAUCAAUUAUUAGGUUUUAAAAUUAUCAAUAAUCUUAAUAAUUUUAAUAAUGAUCUUAAUGAAAACCACAAAAAUAAAAAUAAAAGUAAAAAUGUCAUUUAUAAUAUAUUGUUAAAAUUUAAACCAAAUUUUAAAAGAAUGUAUCAAUAUCACCUUGGAGGUUUUCCUUAUCUUCUUGAUCCUACAGUAACCGACGAUGAUCCUACAAAUGGAAAAUUAGAUCAAUCAUCUUUUGUAAAUCUUGUAACAACCAAUCAAAAUACAAACGAAUUAUCUUUAAAACUCAUUGAAUCAGCAAUUGAUACAUCAUGGUUUCAAAAAUAUCAACUAGAAAAUGAAAGUAUCAUUGAAGACGAUAAUCAAAAUGUAAGAAUCUUGUCGUAA